GCCCUUUGUAUCAUUUAUAAAUGGAGUUAGGGUUUUACAUCCCUUCCAGCCGUCUACAUUCUCAAUACGCAGCAGCCGAAGAAGCUCUCACAUCACCGAGUAAAUCCCGAUCCAGUUGCUGUUUGCCAAGAUGCAGAAUGAGGAGGGACAAAACAUGGAUCUCUACAUCCCAAGAAAGUGCUCUGCUACUAAUAGGUUGAUCACUUCAAAGGAUCAUGCUUCUGUUCAGAUCAAUGUUGGUCAUUUGGAUGAGUCUGGUCGCUACACUGGCCAGUUUUCCACUUUUGCCCUCUGUGGUUUUGUCAGAGCCCAGGGAGAUGCCGAUAGUGCCCUUGACAGGUUGUGGCAGAAGAAGAAAGUUGAAGCUAAGCAAUAGUUUCUUUCAUGGUGACAAAAUGGCAAUUUUCAUUUUCAUGUCUUACAUUUCAGUUAUUAGAAGCAUGAAGGAUUAUUAUAUUACAUGAAGUUUGUAGUUCAACUUUUGAUUUCAUUUGGGUUAUGACUUAUUACAUUGAGUCAGAAUUUUUA
Messenger RNA from Lactuca sativa (garden lettuce), 528 nucleotides. RefSeq names its product small ribosomal subunit protein eS21y. The record is from RefSeq and is a predicted model, not a curated record. NCBI's taxonomy places the organism in Eukaryota, Viridiplantae, Streptophyta, Magnoliopsida, Asterales, Asteraceae. Gene Ontology annotation, biological process: translation. Gene Ontology annotation, cellular component: ribosome. Gene Ontology annotation, molecular function: structural constituent of ribosome.